UUACGCACUCACUUGACAGCUGACAGGUAACGAAGGGAACAAAAAAACAAACACAAACUCUCUGGACGCAUCACGUACUUUUCUUUUCGCAUUGCAAUAAAAUUCGUAGACACAAAAGGAUUUCGCUGGAUAUGCAGCUGAGUUAGUGUAGUUUUUAUACCGUUUUGUUGCAAUAAUACAGACGCACUUGGUAGAAAGUGCAGUGCGGAGUGGUUUCCAUCAAACGGUGUGCAUUAUUCAAUCAAGAAACCAGCCCUUUACAUCGGUCCCCAACCCCAUUUGGUUCUGCCGUGACCCAAUAAAACCAUGAGUGUGGUGGGCAAGAAGCUUAGCUCUUCGAUUUCGGCCCAAGGGGCCGAUGCAGAUGGGCCCUCACCGACGACCCCUACGGUAGCAACCGGUGGCACAUCGGUGCAGAGCACGGUCACCCCCGAUUACGUGUUGCAGCUGAACAAAAUUACCGACGACUACCUCUGCACACCGGACGCAAACAUCUACGAGAUUGACUUUACGCGCUUCAAAAUUCGAGAUCUGGAAUCCGGUGCAGUGCUGUUCGAAAUAGCGAAACCAUCGCUCAGCGACAUUACCCAUACAGCGACGGGAGCCGAUAGCAAGACAAAGGACUCGGCAGCAAGCACAACAAAUGAUGAACCUACCGGAGCGCCUUCCGCUACCACCACCGGUUCAGAGGACGCGGAGGAAACGUUCGAACCAAAUGCUGGCCGCUACGUACGGUACCAAUUUACGCCGCAAUUUCUAAAACUAAAAACCGUCGGUGCUACUGUCGAGUUUACCGUUGGCAGCAAGAGUGUGAAAAACUUUCGCAUGAUCGAGCGACACUUCUUCAAGGAUCGGUUGCUGAAAACGUUCGACUUUGAGUUCGGAUACUGUAUUCCCUUUUCUAAAAAUACUUGCGAACACAUCUACGAGUUCCCCACUAUCCCACCGGAUUUAGUGAACGAAAUGAUUCAGCAUCCGUUCGAAACGCGUUCGGAUAGUUUUUAUUUCGUCGACGGUUGCCUGGUGAUGCACAACAAGGCCGACUAUGCUUACAACGGUGGCCUGUGAGCAGCGUUUGCAUAGAGAGAGAGAGAGAAUGAGAGGCGUAUCGGGUUUGUGUUUGAAUUUUGGUUAAUAAUUUUCCUCGAGAUUUGCUCGAUCUAGUCAAUCCGCUGCGCUGUAAUAACGUGUUAACGUGAACAUGUGAACUUGUGUGUAUGUGUACGGUUUGUGUGCCGGUAAUGGAUUUACUUUUGUACCGGACCACAUUGCGCAGUAGAAGCAGAACUACGCGAACGUGGAUGUUUCGACUUACUAGUAAUCUUCUCUCCGCAUGAAUCUAAAACACGCACCUCGUAUGUUUGGUGUGUCUGGGAGUGCUGCAAAAAAUUGACCAAGAAACGAGAAACGAUAGCCACCGGGAGGUUGGUGUUGAUGGGGGAAGGAUGAGUAAAAUUGUAAACAAACAUCAUCAUCCUCACCGGCAGCAGCAGCAGCAGUACGAGAGUGUCGAAGAUGAAAAAAAGAAACAAAACAGGUAUGUUAAAUAUAAUUAUUCUAUAAUGUGAAGAAAAAAAAACAGAAAAGUAUAGAAAACAAAACAAAAACAAACAACCCAACAAGCGAAACUCAUGAAAAGACAUUUUGAAUACGGCUAGAAUCGGACAGAACGGAUUGUUGCGUUAAACGAUUUCACCUAUGUGCGGCUUUAACUGUUUAUUGUAAUGAGCGACAGGAACUAUCCUAAAGAAAUGCUAGGAGGAACCGUGUCCCGCUUUCGGGGUGUUUAUUAAGAAGGUUUAACACGAGGUGUAUCAUUGCAAGCGAUAGAUAUGUCCCUAACGGUGCAGAAACUAGCAAAAAAAAAAACAAGCAGACUACAUAGUCUAAUCACCAUUUCUUGCCUUAAUUAUCCGUUUGUUAUCGUUGGUGGUGUGCGGGACGGCAAAGCGAUGAAUGAGAUAAGCUCUUUAAUUACAUUGCGAAACGUACGUAGAACAUCUUGCGUGAAGAAUUGUAUUUAAAAAUAGACAACACGAAGGAAGCUACCGGCAGCACAUGGCGAGAGGGCGAAGGUGAUGUUCGUAGCGAUGGUGGCAACAUGUGGAAGAAUUUUUAUACCAAGAUUGAUCUGAGAUAAGACUCAAAGCUAUACAAUUAUCAUCCUUUUGUUUUACUUCAUUUGCGCUCGAUGGUGGUAAAAUCAGCAGUGGAAGAAUUCAUCCAAUGUCACUUGAAAGAUAUUCCACAGCACGGUUUCGAAUAGAUUGUUAAAGGUUACGCUUGGUUGGGGCCCUAAAAAGGGCAACCACAAAGGUAUGCGGUUUUUGGGUUUAUACCGUUCAUGGAAUGCAUUGAUUUGAAAGCAAAAUCUCGGUGCAUUUUUUUUUUGUCGUGAUGUUGUUUUGUUCCAUCCACAUUGGGUGGGAUAUUAUUGCGCCGCGGACGCAAUACACACGCGAUUUUGCAACAUAACCAUAUGCCAUGGCUUCCAGAAGCUGUUUUUUUGCUCCACCCCCCCACAGCGAGUGUCCUUUGACCGCUGCGUGUUUUGUUUUGUUUUGCCAUUUGUAUACAUCCCCGUCCCGUAAUGUGGUACAGGAUUUAGAAGGCAAAAAACCAAAAAUCGAACAAUUUCACUUUCGACCCACAAAACAGGGGGUGACAAAUAAUAACCCCACCCCGGGGGGGUGUUGGUAUUGGCUACUGGUGGGUGCUUUUGUUUUUGUGCUAUUAUAGCGCGGUGUUAUUUGCGUGACCACAGCAUAACAUGGCAUGGCAGUGCGGAGGGUGGCAGUUGAUGGUGUUGAAUUUCAACAUGUAAUAGGACUGUUAGCAUUUUCCUUUUUUUAUUUUGCUUUUGUUAUGUGUUUGUAAUACCUUAUGCGAACCGAUGAGGUGUCUAUGUCACGAAACACGAGUGCUUUACCUUUUUUAUCGAUUGUUGCCGGAACAGGUCCGGGUGUAUAGUGUGAAAUGAUCAGUUUGCAACAGAAGGUUGAAAUGGUACAUCUUAAUUGUUUUUAAAAAUUUGACACAACUAAAAAUGGGGAAUCUUUUUCUGAAUUGUUUAUUUCAAACGAAUAGAAACGUCCUUAUCCUUUUAAAACACUAAAGCUCGAAAAGAGAAAAAGUUAGAAGAUGAAAAAUAAUAUUUGAUUUUUGAAACUUAAGAAAAAAUUCCUGCAAGCUUUAUUGCAACAAAACUAAAACAAAGCAACACAACCUCACAGCCAGAAGAAAUAAAAAAAAAUAUAAAACUACUAAUUGCAAAACCACAACUCACAAAACAAUAAACACAAUUAAUAGUAAUCGUUACGAGAAAGUGGUAGAUACAAUAUAUAGAACAUAGAACACAAUAGAAGCACAGAAACAAAUAUUCGAUCCUCACGCACCGAGUGAAGAAAGUGAAGGAAAACAAUGUUAAAAAUCACAUUUAGAUACACCACAUACACACGAUCCAAUAGAUGUGGAAAUGCUUUGAUGUUAAACCAUAAACCAAUAGCACUGUCGGAAGGAAGAAAAGGACUGAGUUUUAAACUAGUUUUGUUCUGCUACGAACAAAACAGUAGUACGAUCUUAGUACACAAACCAAAACUUUCAAACGUCACGAUCACUAACACCAACCAUCACACUAUAGAAGAUAUGCCAGCAAAUGAAAUAUUAAUUCGAAUAGUGUUAAAAAUAGGUGUUCUACCAUAAGCAAUAGCAAACAAAACAGACAAAAAAAACCAACAAGUAGCGCAAGAGUCGGUUGUAUUGUGGCUAUUUAGGACUUACAUUUUAAGAUCAGAUCAGAUCGUUGCAUAGUGAAGCGGUUUAGUGGAAUUUUAGUUUUGUUUUAAAUUGAGAAAAGGAAGUUUUCUUUAUUGGUUGGUUUUAAUAAUUAGUGAUGCGACUAGUAGUUUCCAUUUUAAGCGGCAAUCGUGCGAAUACUAACGAUGUUUUAGUUAUGGAAUUUUUCCAAUAGCUAUAGAAGAACGCUACCAACAUCUACACCAUCUGCAAAGCAUUUAGAGCUGUCUAACUUAUCUUAGAGCCAGAAAUUACUAAGAGCUACGAAAGAACUACCAAGAACAAACGCUCAUACGAAUCGAAUAGUUUACAAUAGUUAAUUAUAAUCGUUGGUUUGUACGACAGAAAUGCUUAAGCGCAUCUGAUUUGUUUCAGAUCGGCUGGUGUUGAGUUACUUGUGUAGGACGAGUUUGAGAAGGAGUGCUUGCGCUCACCUUACAACCCUAAUUGUAAACUACCCGCCCUGGAUGUUUUCUUGUAACAUCUGUUUUAUUUACCCUUUGGUAUUUUUGGAGUGUUGAUGCAUUUUUUUAAACGAUUUAGAAUCUUCAACAAGCACAUGACUACUACACUGUCCAUGGUUUACUGCUUAGCGGACGUUGGCAGUCCCAGACCCUAGUCAUUAUGUUUAAGUCUUACCUACAAAUCAAUGGACCUCCAUGUGUUUUUUCUGCAUGUUUGUGUGUUAGUAUAUGCGGCAGAAAAGAACGCAACAUUCACUUUAAACAAUGUUUGAAGCUGAGAUUACGUUACGAUUGUCUUUUGACAACUUUGUUCAUCGCGUUUUUCGUCCCUAAUGGGGAUACACACUUUUGUUGACGUGAUCUAUAGAUCCAUGGAUCCACGAGACGCGAUGGAUCGAUCUUAAAAGCACUGAACUGAGAUGUGGUUUUAAAAAAUGAACGAACCGUACGACACGAGGAAGGAACUCUAUAUAGUAAUAAUAUCUUUAAUAGCAUCACGUGUCCAGGUGCACCUUAGAGUGGACCUCAAUACGCCGCCCAAUUAAAAUAAUGUGCAAAUUUGAACGAAAACCCAGCGUUACCAGCAACAGCAGAACUUAAAGCGAUCGCGUAAGUAAGAACAAAAAUAAAAACUAAUUCAAAAAAAAUGCAAACCAUAAGAAAAUACUAGAAUAUCGAAAGUAAUAGGCAGGGAUGUGGUAGCAGACCAAAAUGUGCGACGAAAUUAUUCUGCAAACAACGGAUAAAACCUAGAUGAAAUGCAUUUGGAGCAAAUAUAAGUGAAAUAGAAAGAAAAUACGUAGUUGAAAGUAAGAGAAGAUAGUGAAUAAGGUAGAAAAA
Molecule: messenger RNA, 5099 nt
Organism: Anopheles funestus (African malaria mosquito)
Lineage: Eukaryota; Metazoa; Arthropoda; Insecta; Diptera; Culicidae
Gene: unc-119
Product: protein unc-119 homolog
Exons: 3
Coding region: 307-1068 (253 amino acids)
Biological process (GO): nervous system development; lipoprotein transport; cilium assembly
Cellular component (GO): cilium
Molecular function (GO): lipid binding
Source: RefSeq, a predicted model, not a curated record